Messenger RNA from Trichobilharzia szidati, 2368 nucleotides. The record is from the annotation of a GenBank genome assembly. NCBI's taxonomy places the organism in Eukaryota, Metazoa, Platyhelminthes, Trematoda, Strigeidida, Schistosomatidae.
AUUUGCGAAAUACAACAAUGCAUAUAGAGUCAGAAAAGUGUUUCCAUGGGUCAGAUGCACAGUCUUUCCAUCACAUUUUCCAUACUUUGCCUAAUAAACCUAACUUAGACUUGUCCAAAUCACUGCUACAUACUUUCUCAAGAGUUAUAAGUUCAUCUUCAAGUAAUUGUUUUAAUAAUGCUACAAAUAAUGCUUCUAUGUCAUCCGGAAUAAUGUCUUAUAUAAACGAAAGCACAAUAGGUAUUGAUCAAGUGUUUAGAGGACCUUAUGGAGACAGGAGAGAUUGUUAUCGUUGGACCAUUUGAACAUCAUUCAAAUAUAUUACCGUGGCGACAUCUAGCCAUGCGUAUUUCAAGAGUGGAGACAGAUUUCUCAGGGACUAUUUCUCUGGAGUGUCUGGAAGCUAUUCUAAAGGUUGAAAGUGCUGUAGCAAAAGAACAUGGCUGUAAAUUAAUUGUUUGCAUGGCUGCUGCUUCUAAUGUAACUGGAAUUUUGGUAGAUGUUGAUGCAUUCUCUAGUCUUAUUCAUCGAUAUGGUGGACUGGCGUUUUGGGAUUAUGCUACUGCAGCUCCGUAUAUAAAAAUUGACAUGAAUCCAACUACUUCAGGACCUAAUCGUGAUUUUGUGUACAAAGAUGCAAUUUAUUUUUCUAUGCACAAAUUUAUUGGUGGUCCACAAACACCUGGUGUAUUAAUUGCUAAACGGUGCCUUUUUAAAGCCGGUGAAGCACAACCAAGUGGUUGUGGUGGUGGUACAGUGUUUUUUGUUCGCAGAGAUCAACAUGUUUAUCUCAAAGAAGUUGAAGAGCGUGAAGAAGGUGGAACACCAGCCAUUAUAGAAUCUAUACGUGCUGGAAUGGUUAUGCAACUUAAGCAGGCAGUCACUCCAGAGGCUAUUAUGGAAAGAGAAGAGGUUCAUGUAAAGCGUGUAUGGAAAAAGCUGUCUGAUUGUCCAAAUAUAAUAGUACUUGGUGGAAACCAGGCACCUCGGCUACCAAUAAUUUCUGUUGUCAUAAGGCAUACUUAUCCUGUCAAUAAAAAUAUUAUUUCAUCGAAUACUACUCAUCAUCUUCCAUGCUUAUUUUUACAUCAUAAUUUUGUUGCUUCUCUUUUAAAUGAUUUAUUUGGCAUACAAGCACGUAGUGGAUGUGCUUGUGCUGGACCUUAUGCUAUGGAUUUACUGGGUAUUGAUGAAGCAUUAGCAAAACUUUAUGAAGAAGCAUUAGUUGGAUGCAACUUGGAUUCGUCAAAACAUAAGUUAUCCGAGGAAUAUCCUAAAAGAGAAGUUAUUAGACCAGGUUUUACUCGAGUUUCUUUUCCAUAUUUUAUACCUGACGAUGAAGCUGAUUUUAUUCUUGAUGCACUGAAAUUUGUUGCUACAAAUGGUUGGAUAUUUCUGCCAUUUUAUCGUUAUAAUGCAGCCACAGCUGAAUGGACUCAUUGUAAUUAUGAUCCUGGAAUUGGUCGUAAAUGGUUAACAGAUAUACGUUAUACUGAUGAUGGAAUGAUUUGGUCAACAGCUUGUCCAAAACAAGAAAUGCCUGUACCUCAAAGUUAUUCAGAAUGCUUAGAAACUGCACACAAAGAGCUUCACAAGGCAGUCAAAAUGAUCAGUCUGGCUAUGCUAUCACCAGUUGCUGAUGAUACAGGUAAUUUUGAUGAUGAAACCAAGAGUUUACGAUGGUUUCUUUUGCCAAGUGAAGCAGCUGCUCAAAUUCGUAAUGAGAUCAAUUUAUUGAAUGUAUCAUCGCCUAAUUCAUCUCCAUGGCAUCCGGGGUCUCUGACACUUUCAUUUUUCCCAGAAUUGAAUAAUAAAACAAAUAAAGAAAUACAUAAAAAGAAGCCUAAAAUUCAAUCACACUUUGAUGAAGAAACCUCAAAAUUUACUUAUGAAAAUCAAAAGUUGAAAGUCACUCUUUCUAUUGGAAAACAUGCUAACAAUAUGAUCAUUAAAUCAGCAAAGAUAUAUCCACAUCGACGACAUGAACGAUCACAUUCAUCACUGGCAUCAACACUGCAUCAUAGUACUAAUGAUAUAGAAGAUGAGAAUGCGGUUAAAAGUUCACAUAAACGACCAAAACAUUCAUUAAGUUUAUCACAUGAAAAUAUAAUUUGGCCAAAUCAGAAAAGGAUUCAUAGAAUUAUUUAUAAAGGUGGUUGUAUAAUUGAAGUUGCUACAGAAGAUGGCCUAUUCAAUAUAAACAAGGACUACCAGCUACGAUCUUUUAUGUUCAUCACAGUAUUUCAUUUUCUAUGAAGUCGUCAAUGAAAGGAUCAAUCGUGUCAAUAACUUCAAGUUAUUGUUUUCAAAAUCACUUCGCCUGGAUCAGAGUUCAUUUAUUGUCUAAUAAUGAAUGGAUAAGUUCGGU